Molecule: messenger RNA, 4856 nt
Organism: Scatophagus argus
Lineage: Eukaryota; Metazoa; Chordata; Actinopteri; Scatophagidae
Product: rho guanine nucleotide exchange factor 10-like protein
Exons: 22
Coding region: 756-3983 (1075 amino acids)
Biological process (GO): positive regulation of stress fiber assembly; SREBP signaling pathway; actin cytoskeleton organization
Cellular component (GO): cytosol
Molecular function (GO): guanyl-nucleotide exchange factor activity; protein binding
Source: RefSeq, a predicted model, not a curated record
AGAGCUUCCUCCUUGGCAACAGCUGGUGCACUGGUGAAAACCAGGGUGUUGAGGGGACUAAAGGAAACCAAAACAGUAAAACUGUGAUCCCCACAAAUCAAAAAAUGAACUGAAAGACAGAAAACCGCGAUGGAGGAACUGAGAGAAACUGCAAAGUUUGUGAUGAUUCUCUGUGAGCUUGUCCCUAUAAGCUACACCCUCCCAUAGUCAAUCAACUCAAUGUUGAUAUCAAAAUAUUCGUGAGUGCAGUUUUUAGAUCAGGCCAGGUUUCUAGCUUGAUGGAGGAGGGCUCCGGGCUUUUCUUUAGUAUUUACACUGUUGAAUUAAUUGAAAGUUGCUAGAAAAAAUCCAUAAAUCUGUGUGUACUGACUGCAAAAAGGUCAUAUUAGCCCAACCCAAACAUCACCUUAGUGGGAAUUAAUUAAUUAGCUAGAUUAUAGUUCAUGGCCUACAGUAUGAAUGAAACCUGGUUUGAUGAGAAGAGGAAAUGAAUUAUUUCUGGCAGGCCCUCACUUUGUCAGCACUUCUGUCUUCUGCUUCUGUAACCAUGUGUUACUCCUGCUGUUGGAUUUUCCCCACUCAGCUCAUGUGUUAAUGUUUAGAAGACUCAAGUAAGCUUUCGGUGUGGAGAUGUUUCGUUGUUAAUCGAAAGUAAUAAUUAGUUUAUCAGCUGCUUUGAAUGUAGAGGAUGGAUAAGCUAGAUGUUUUUAAUGAGGGUUUUGAAGUAGGACUGAUUUGGCAGAAUUCACUUAUUUAUGAGCCAGCUGCCUGCACAUGCGCUGAGACAGAAGGAACACUGUACUGUCACCAGGAGGGAACUGGCAGUGCAUUUCAGUUCCCCUCAUACUGCCAACAUAAGACAGAGCUGUGACACUAAGGUGCAGCAGUUGAUGAAAGCAACGAGGAAUGGUACCAAAGACAGUUUAGAGAAAACGAAGUUAGCCAUGUUUCGCAAAGUGUCAUUCCUGCAAAGAAAAGACUCCACAGGUGAAGGAAAGGAUGAUCCAGGUUACAUGGAUGUGUCUGUGUGUGAGUUAAAGCACCCUCCACCACAACUCUGUCCUAUGCCAGAGGGGCUCAGCAGGCAGCAGGUUGUCAGACGUCUCAUCCUCAGCUCCAUUGUGCAGAGUGAAAGUAGCUACCUGGACUCUCUCAGGAGAAUCCUCCAGGAGUACCAGAAACCUUUGCUGGAGCCACAGAACUGUAUCCUAAAUCACAAGAAGGUGCAUCAGAUCUUUUACCGUGUGCAGGAGAUCCAUCAGUGCCACGCAAUGUUCCAAAUCGCCCUGGCGUCCCGUGUGGCUGAGUGGGAUCACAGCGAAAAGAUUGGAGACUUGUUUGUGGCCUCGUUUUCGAAGUCCAUGGUGCUGAACGUGUACAGUGACUACAUCAACAACUUCACCAAUGCCACGGCACUAAUCAAGAAGGCCUGCAUGUCUAAACCUGCUUUCCUGGAUUUUCUUAAGAAGAAGCAGGCGUCCAGUCCAGACAGAAUAACUCUGUAUGGCCUCAUGGUAAAACCCAUCCAACGUUUUCCUCAGUUCAUUCUGCUGCUGCAGGACAUGUUGAAGAACACUUCGAAGUCCCACAGUGACCGGUUGCCCCUGCAGCUGGCUCUCACUGAGCUAGAGACUUUGGCUGAGAAACUCAAUGAACAAAAGCGCCUCACUGAUCAGGAGGCUGAGAUCCACCAGAUUGCACACUGCAUCGGGGGCCACAACCUCAACAAGCUGCUGAACACAAAGCAGAUGCAGCUGAUUCAUUGUGAACUGCUGACUGAAAUUGUUUAUGGGGAUAAAGGUCAAGUUCUCAAGUCUAAGGAGAGAAAGGUCUUCCUCCUCAAUGACACCUUGAUUUGUGCCAGUGUCAACCCGAAGGGUUCCCCUGACAUCAGCAACCUGGCUCCUGUUGGUCCUAAGUACACAGUUAAGUGGUGUGUCCCCCUGCUGCAGACCCAGGUGGUGGAGGUGGGUCAGGACAGUCUGCAGAGCAAGGAUAGUGGUAUCAUAGCCAGACAUUCAAGCUUCACCUCUGGAAGCACAGGUAAAGUGUUCCUGGAUCCUCCCAGAUUGUGCCAGGAGCUGGAGGAGCUGCAGCAUGACCUGGCUGUGGUGAAAGAGGUCUCACUGCUGGUUGGCACACUCAAAGGAACAUACCAGAAUCUGAACACUACAGUGUCCCAGGACUGGCAUCUGGCUCUGCAGAGGCUCAUCCGUCUGAAGGAGGAGGAGAUCCAGAACGCAAACAAGUGUCGCCUACAUCUGUCUGUACCACGCAGACCUGAAAAGUCUGGUCGUCCAGUGAACAUCAUGAUGGUCUUCAAUACUCCCAGCCCCCUUAGUAAGAUCUCUUGGGUGAACUGGCUCCACCUUGCUAAGAUAGCACAGAGACAGGAAAAUAUUCUGGGGUGGGAAUGUGCUGAAGAAGAUGGGAAGACAAAAGCUCCAUUAUGUUGUCCACUGUUGACCUGCAAACUUCCUGUCUUCUCCUCCAAAGCAAGCACACUGAAGCUGGAGGCAGCUCUUCACAGUCCAUCUCAGUCCAGCCUGCUUGGCUUCUGUGCUGCCAGUACGUCAUUACCACAGGGUUACCUUUGGGUUGCCGGUGGAGGAGGCAGCUAUGGGCAAGUGAACAUCUUCUCCUUAAACCGAACCACUCCUCACCUGGUCAAGACUUUCUCACUGAGGGCUCCAGUUCUUUGUUUAGAGUAUGUGAAGGAGCCAGGUCCCAGCACAGAGGGGAAGGAGGCUGAAAAGCAUGCAUUCAAAAUGGGAAACAUAAUUUGUGUUGGCCUGCAGGAUGGCAGUAUCCAUGUGUACAGCAGCAUGGACACAGCUGUUCAGUGCCUGCUGACCUUGGUGAACCUUAGUAGCUGUCCAGUCCUCUGCCUCAAACACUCGCUGUCUUUCCUAUUUGCUGGAUUGGCCAAUGGCAAAGUAGCUGUGUACCAUAGGAGACCUGGAGAAAGACUGUGGGACAUAGAGUCGCGCAGACUCAUUUCUCUCGGCGCUGAGCCGGUCUAUAGUCUGCUGACACUUGAAGAUGCUGUAUGGGCUAGCUGUGCCAACCAAGUCACUGUCAUGCAAGGAUCCAGCCUCAAAACACAGAGUUUCAAAGCCCACUCCAACUCAGACUGUAGUGUUAGCCACAUGAUUCGUUCAGGCGGGGGGGUUUGGAUGGCCUUCACCCAGGGCUCCUCCAUCCACCUAUUUCACACAGAGACAUUGGAACCACUGCAGGAAGUCAACAUCUCUACUCGCACUGCCCAUCUUACAUCAGGUAUGGCCGGACAAGGUCAGGUUUGUGUCUCCAGCUUGCUGGUCUGCCAGGGCCUGCUGUGGGUGGGGACCAGUCAAGGCAUCAUCAUCACCUUCCCUGUACCCACCCUUGAGGGUAUACCCAAAAUCACAGGUAAAGGGAUGACUUCUCUGAAUGCCCACUGCGGUCCAGUGGACUUCCUGGUUUCAAUCUCCAGCAUUCUAGCCUCUGACUCACUCAGACAGAACUCCACUCUCAGUGGCAGCGAGGUGGGUAAAGGAGAUGUGGACGGGAAUAAAGGAGGACAAAGGUUUGAGAAGAGCAGCAAACCUCAGCACUCAAAAGCUCCUUCACUGAGGGAGGAGAAGCCCAAGCAUCUCCUGCUGCAGUAUCACCUUCACUCCACCUGCCAGUUGCCUGGAAAGCCGCUGACAGCCCAGUCUGAACAGGGAAGCCCAAGGGCGCUCUCAGACUCCCUGGAGUAUAACCCAGAGGACAGUUCUAUCGAUGAAGUGAGCGAGGACCCUGAUGUGUGGGUGAGGGGGCAGCCUGUGGAGUGGGGGAAGGAGGCAGAGGCCAGGCGCAGCAAAGUCACCUCAACAGCCAUCUUCUCUGGUGGUAGAGGACACCGCAGAAUAGGACAUACAGCUGCAGGAGAUACCUGCACAGACUCCACUGAAAACACACUGCUGGUAUGGCAACUCCCUCUAACUUUCAGCCAGUGACAAAGAACCAUGGCACCUGACUGACCAACAAGUUUUCUCAUUGACACAUCUGGGGACUCCAUCAACAGUUUACCUCUAAAGAUGGCAGCUAGAAGCAACAUCUUAUGAAACAGACACAUCACCUCUGAUACAUUCGUGCUUUUCUGGGUUUCCACCUGCCAUCAAUGGUGAGAGGUGAACACCUUAAUAACACACCUUCAUUACAGACUAGCAAAGGUAAUAUUUUAGUUGCCUGACAUCAUAAAAACCAACAUUCUUCAGUCUGGAUAGUGAUUAUUCAGAAUGACAUUCAUCUGAAUUGACUUUUCACAGUGGGCCUAGUUUUCAUUGCUAUCAUCAUCAUCAUUCAUCCUGCCAAACUCUCGGGGAUGAAUUUAUGAAGGUUUUUCAGGCACACAUGUAACACAUUUUGACAUGGAAACAUCAUGUUUCAGCUGCCUCAAACAUGUUUUCAUCAAACAGACUGGACUCUUCUAAUUGAACUCAUUUGAAGGAAUACUACUUUGUUUGCAGUGAGAUAAAUUAGAUCAUUAGGUGUGUUAAAUACAGAGCUGGAGUCAUUUACCUGCUGGGACUGUUUGCUGACAAACAGCAUCCAGGUGCACUGACUCUGUCCUGAAGUCUUCUUCUCACAGUAAGGUUUACAGUGCCAUUGUGCCUCUGUGCUGAGCUUCUGUGCUGGACAAAUAGAUAAACUGCUGAAAUGGUUCCAAAAUGGUCAUUUUUACAUUUAAAUUUCUGUGCUGAUUAAAUCAACAAGCUAAUUUUUAAUUAAUGAGCUUUAAAGUUUGCAGUAGAUAUUUAACCCUAGAACACUAACGUUAAAAUUAGUAACACCAUCACUAACGUUGGGUAUAUUUUACCCGAUAUAAU